Penicillium cinerascens is the source of this 1995-nucleotide messenger RNA. RefSeq names its product glycoside hydrolase family 2 protein. The coding region runs from base 1 to 1995 and encodes 664 amino acids. The record is from RefSeq and is a predicted model, not a curated record. Gene Ontology annotation, biological process: carbohydrate metabolic process. Gene Ontology annotation, molecular function: hydrolase activity, hydrolyzing O-glycosyl compounds. Lineage: Eukaryota; Fungi; Ascomycota; Eurotiomycetes; Eurotiales; Aspergillaceae. The transcript has 3 exons.
AUGGCUGCAUCAUACCCGCGCCCCGACUUCCAGCGUAAAGCCCUGAACUGGGUCUCCCUCGACGGAGCAUGGGACUUCAUCUUCGAUGACGCCGACAUAGGCCAGUCGCAACAAUGGCAACACCAAGGCAUCCCAGCCCAAGCAGACAACAGCCAGAAACGGGAGAUCAAAGUACCCUAUGCAUUCCAGACCCUCGCGUCUGGCAUUAACCUCUACGAAGCCCACGAGGUAAUGUGGUACGAGCGCAGACUGCAAGACAUCCGCACCGCGGACGAGAAAGCCCGCGGAAACAGACUCCUUGUCCGCUUCGGCGCCAUCGACUACGAGUGCACCGUCUGGGUGGACGGCAAUCUCGUCGGCGGCCAUCAGGGCGGCCAUGUCCCCUUCGACGUGGACGUCACGGAUGCAUUCCGCUCAGAGACGACGACCGCGCGGUUGACCCUGCGCGUCAGGGACUCGCCAUAUGACUUGGCCCAACCGCGUGGGAAACAGUUCUGGAAACCUGUUCCGGAAAAUAUCUUCUACACUCCCACGGGUGGCAUCUGGCAGUCCGUCUGGGUUGAGAGUGUGCCCGCUAUGCGGUUGGCCUGCGGUAGCGGCGGGACUGUUCUCCGGUCGGAUGAUAUUGGGAGUGGAGAGCUUCAUGCUCACAUCGCGGUGUCUGACCGGAAGGCGCGUGCUGAGUGUAGUGUUGAGAUUGAGGCGAGUCUUGGUGGGAGCUUGGUUGGCAAGAACAAGGCUUCGCUUCCUGCGGAGCGGAACUGGGCUACUGUGGAUCUGAGCAUGAAAGUUCCUAAUGCUGCAGAGCUGCGGAGUGAAGCGCCAUUCAAUGUUGAUGGAGCUUGGCAUGAUGGUGUGGCUCUCUGGUCGCCGGAGCAUCCGAUUCUUUAUGAUUUGGUUCUGCGUCUGUACGAUGCUUCGGGAAAGGUGGUUGAUGAGAUCGAGACAACGACUGGCAUGCGCAGUCUAUCCUGGACCACUGGCGAUGGCACUUUCCGACUGAACGGCAAGCCUCUCUUCCAGAUGUUGUGCCUGGAUCAGGGCUACUGGCCCGAGACAGGCAUGACGCCUCCUUCCUCCGAGUCUUUGAAGGCCGAUAUUGAGAUGGCGAAGGCAGUGGGAUUCAAUGGAUGCCGCAAGCAUCAGAAGGUCGAAGACCCGAGAUUCCACUACUGGGCCGACCGGCUGGGUUUCAUCGUUUGGGGUGAGAUGGCCAAUGCCUAUGAGUUCGGAAGUGACUAUAUCGAAAGAAUGAAUAGCGAGUGGACCGAGGCUGUGAAGAGAGAUCUCAACCAUCCAUGCAUCAUUACCUGGACACCGAACAAUGAGAGCUGGGCCUAUACUUCCCUGAAGGAUAAUAUUGGCCAGCGCAACCACAUCCGCUCACUGUACUACCUGACCAAGACCCUGGACCCUAGCCGUCCCAUCAACGACAACUGCGGCUGGGAGCACGUCUUGACUGACCUCACCACAUACCACGACUACGCCGACUCCCCAGAGUUAUCAGCCACAUGCUCAAAGAUGGAUGGGGGGAUUCUAGGCCCAAAGGCAGGCCACGACAUGUUCACCAAGCCGAUCUAUUCCGGUUUCUCCGGACACACCCUCCUGGACCCGGGUGCCCAGCACAAAGCAGGCGCACCCGUGAUUUGCACCGAGUUCGGCGGCGUCAACAUCGCCCCAGCCAAGGAUGCUAAAGCUGGAGAGCGGGACUGGGGAUACACUACCGCCGCUGAUGAGGAAGACCUCUUGAGGCGCUUUGAGAAGCUGGUUAUGAGUGUCGUGAAGGGUGGGCAUACCUGUGGUAUGGUGUACACGCAGCUGUGUGAUGUUGAGCAGGAGGUUAAUGGGUUGUACUCCUAUGAUCGCAAGGCUAAGGUUCCCGUUGACAAGGUCAAGGCUAUUAUGGAUGCUGCUAGUGACUACUAUUAUCAGCAUUUGCAAGCUCAAGGACCGAAGGGUUUGAAGAAGCUUUUGCAUUCUCUGCACCGGAGCUAA